Stegostoma tigrinum is the source of this 1023-nucleotide messenger RNA. It is a transcript of the gene ccn6, whose product is annotated as cellular communication network factor 6. The transcript is spliced from 5 exons. Gene Ontology annotation, molecular function: integrin binding; heparin binding. Lineage: Eukaryota; Metazoa; Chordata; Chondrichthyes; Orectolobiformes; Stegostomatidae. The coding region runs from base 1 to 1023 and encodes 340 amino acids. Gene Ontology annotation, biological process: cell adhesion; signal transduction. Gene Ontology annotation, cellular component: extracellular matrix; extracellular region. The record is from RefSeq and is a predicted model, not a curated record.
AUGAGCAGGCUACAACAGAGUCAUGUGCAGCCAGCACUUGUGAAAACUGGAAGGAAGACAGCAGGAAUUGAAGAUGUUCCUGAGCGCAGACAAUUUUGCAAAUGGCCUUGCAAGUGUCCACGCAAGCCUUUAUGUUUACCUGGAGUGAGUCUGGUUACUGAUGGCUGUGGAUGUUGCAAAACCUGUGCAAAGCAAUUUGGGGAGCUCUGCACUGAAGCUGACACCUGCGACCCUCACAAGAACUUGUACUGUGACUAUUCUGGUGAUAGACCUAAAUAUGAAUUUGGAGUAUGUGCAUUUGAAACCGGAGUUGGGUGCGAGUCAAAUGGAAACUAUUAUAGACACGGGCAGAUAUUCCAACCACACUGCCACUAUAAAUGCACUUGUGUGAAUGGUGCAUUUGGAUGUACGCCCAUCUGUACGAAGAAAUUGGCAGCUGGCCAAUGUAGAAAUCCCAGGGCCAUUAAGAGAUCUGAAUAUUGUUGUGAAAGGUCCAUUUGUGAUAAAACUGAAGUGAACAGCCAUCAGGCAGCAAUGUAUAGAGUAAUGUCUGCUUAUAAGGCAAGGCCAAUAAUAUGGCGAAAAGGAUGCCCUCUUCAAACAACUCCAUGGAGCUCAUGUUCAAAAUCCUGUGGCCUCGGAAUUUCAGAUCGCGUGACAAAUGACAACAGCAAAUGUGAACUUGAAAGAGAAUAUAGAUUGUGCUUUAUUCGACCUUGCAACACAAGACUUCCAAAAAGUUUAAAGAAAGGUAAGAAGUGUCUACAGACAUUCCGGCCUUCCAAAGCUGAUAGAUUUGUUCUUUCUGGCUGCAUGAGUAGAAGAACUUACAGGCCAAUAUUCUGUGGUACAUGCUCAGAUUCCCGUUGCUGUGUUCCUACCAAAGAGAAAACUGUGAAAGUAGAAUUUAACUGCACUGAUGGAGAAAUGAUCACGUGGAAGAUGAUGUGGAUUGUAUCUUGCAAAUGUCAACAGGUCUGUAUUGACUCAGAGGACAUCUUCUCAGAUUUGAAACUACUGUAG